Molecule: messenger RNA, 3576 nt
Organism: Lates calcarifer (barramundi perch)
Lineage: Eukaryota; Metazoa; Chordata; Actinopteri; Centropomidae
Gene: dcp1a
Product: decapping mRNA 1A
Exons: 9
Coding region: 52-1548 (498 amino acids)
Biological process (GO): positive regulation of catalytic activity; deadenylation-independent decapping of nuclear-transcribed mRNA; deadenylation-dependent decapping of nuclear-transcribed mRNA
Cellular component (GO): P-body
Molecular function (GO): mRNA binding; enzyme activator activity
Source: RefSeq, a predicted model, not a curated record
UUUAAGUGUCUGCAGAAAUCUGACCGUGUGGGAGCAACAAUCACAUCCAAGAUGGAGACCGUAAAUGCUGGACAUAUGAUGAGCUUGGCAGCUCUACAGAGACAAGACCCGUACAUAAACAGACUGCUCGAUGUUACUGGUCAGGUUGCUCUUUACAACUUCAACUCCAAAACGAACGAAUGGGAGAAGACCGAAAUCGAGGGCACUCUGUUUGUUUAUGCCAGGUCUGCCUCUCCUCACCAUGGUUUCACCAUCAUGAACCGACUGAGCACAGAGAACCUAGUGGAACCAAUCAACAAAGACCUGGAGUUCCAGCUGCAGGAUCCUUUCCUGCUCUACAGGAAUGGCAACUUGGGUAUCUACAGUAUUUGGUUCUAUGACAAGAGGGACUGUCAACGUAUCGCUCAGCUGAUGGUCAAGAUUGUAAAGCAAGAAGCAGACCAUGCCCAGAGAAAGUCACCAGAGAGGGCAGAGCCUGGGAGGACCAAUGGCAUCGCAGAACCACGGCCCAUCGACAUCCUGGAACUACUCAGCAAAGCAAAGGAAGAAUACCAGAGAGCUCAGGCAGGUGAAACAGAUGGCUCUACAGAGCCAAAUGUGAAAGCAGCUAUCAACGCUACAGAACAUGCCCACAGCACACCACAGCCUGAAAAGAGCUCUCACACAGUGGUGAAGCAGAUCACAGUUGAGGAGCUCUUUGGCUCGUCCCUUCCUAAGGACCCCUCUCUGCCUGCCAUGCCCGCACACACUACCACCACCACUGCUUCCAGUGACCCCUCUACCGCCUAUAUCCAGAACCAGUCCUAUCCCACUGCAGCCCAUCAAAACCCCAGUUCCAACCAGCGGCACCAAGCCCCAGGCCUGCUCCCAGCUCCUUAUGCACUACAUCCCAGCCCUGUUUUUCAGUCAGUAGGCCCCAGGUCAGACCCCCAGCCUCGGUGCUCAGUUUCACCUCUCAUGGUGCCUCCCCCUGGCUCGGAGCCCCGUGCUGCUCCCCCUGGUCCUGCAGCACCGCCAGCAGCUUCUCCGGCUUAUUUGGGACAGGAGAUACUCAACACACUCAAACCGGCAGUGCCAUCUGUGAAUUCAGACAUCCAUAAACCUAUCCUCGCACCCAACUUCCUACCAAGCCUGGUCCCACCCCACAGCUUCCAGGAGCCCAUGGGGAAACCCCUUCUCCAGCAGAGCAAAGAGAUGGAUGUUUUCUCUCAGCCUCCAAACCUGAUCAAACCAAUUUCAGCUGUCCCCAUGAGUCCAGGCCUUACUGUUCCAGGAUCCGAAAUUUCAGUGCUUCUCUCCCCCAGCGCUUUCCAGCAGUCCAGUAAGACAGCAACAGCAACAGCAGCAGCAUCAGUGGUCCUUCCUGCCCCCUCUGAGACCUCCUCUACCCCUGUAGGAGCUGUAGAGCCUCCUCCAGCCCCCUGCAGCAAAACACAGUUACAGGAGACUCUGAUAUACCUCAUUAAGAACGAUGCAGACUUCCUCAGUGCCAUUCAUGAUGCUUACCUGCAGACUCUGUCCAAGGACUUCAGCAACAUGAAGCUAUAGUCCCACUCCAACCAUCACCACUGUUUAGGUUUAGUGCUACGACCCCUUUAUGACCCGUGAGAAGAACAGAAGUUAAUGGGAGUUUUAAAAAAGUGCAGCAAACAGGUUUCUGACGCACUGUACACCACAACUCUUCAAAUCUAGUCUAAGGGUUAUUAUAGCAUGCGCCUCACUGUUUAAUCCUCUAUUCCUGACUCAGAACGUAUUGUUUUUUGAGUCCUCACAUAAACACCGAUGCUGUCCCGGCUUCUCACGUCAAUUUGGAUUGACUUUUCGUCUGCAUAAGUUAAAGCAGAACUACUGUGGGAGAGAGGGAUGAGAUAAAACUUCCCAGUGUGGCCUUGAGUUUUCUUUUUUACUUUAGAAAAGUGAUGAAACUUUUGGCCAUGUCCUGAUAAAGUUUAGCUGUUGCUGGUUUAAUUCUCUGGAAGACAGGACCUCAGUGGAGCUUCUGUGACCUCAAAUUGUUUCCCUCUUGACAUUUGGACAGAUGGAUUUGCAGCUUAGAAUCACAGACACUGCUUUUCUCAUUUAUCUUGCGUCUUUUGAGUUCUCGCAGUGCGAGAGCAUGGGAACACUUACAACACACUUAAACUCUGAUAAGUAUUAUUAUUAAGAGAAAGACCUCUGUGUUGGGGACCUGAGAACUGUUUUGGGAGCCCUUGCAGACAAACUGUCCACUGUGUGGCUUUAAAAAGGACUACUCACCUUCCUGUUUUCACUCGCUGAAUCCUCUCUCUCAGAGACACUGAUCAGACAUUACAGUUUUUGUGGCAUUUGUUUGUCAGUGACUCUUAAUAAGGUGGAGAUUGGUGAGGAUUUUUUUCAACCCUUGUCUAAGGAAGAUAAAGAACUUCCAUUUCUGUUUGAAGCAGCACUUGCAGCUAAGACCUCAAUCUAAGAAUCAGUUCCUCUUGGCUGUUUUUUUUUUUUUUCUUUUAACAUUACAGACUGUGACUCAUUCAUAAAGACAGACAGACAAACGCACAAACCUGCUUCUUUGCUACCUUUCCUUUCACAACAUUUCUCCUUCUUUCUCUCUUUGUUUCUCUCAUCAUCUGAGUCGAUCAUCUCUCCUCCUCCAGUUGAGCUCGGAGUACUUGAUGUUGUUGGAGGAGAAUGUUCAAUAGACCACUGUUGCAGAGCCUUUAGGGAGAUACCAGCAUUUUGAAACGGUAGAACUAAGUUUAUCUGAACAUCUUGAUCUAUAAUAAGUGAUUUUUAUUUGAAUAUCACAAGCAAAAACCACAGAUAGUGCUGUUACGUUUGGAUUCCUGUUUACAUUCAACCCGUUAUUAAAUUGCUUAAAAAAUAGGGGGAGCUGAUGUGAAUUUGAUAGCUUCAGUCUGUUUCUAACUUACCACUUUUAACCAAUAAUCCAAAAAUAAUGAUGAUAAUUGGAAAAUACCUCUGUUCCUGCUUCUCAGUUGAUUUUUCCAAGCCACAAUUAAGUCUUAAGUCACAAAGACUUAAUACAAAACAAAUUGUGGUAAUUUUGCAGUAAAAUGCUACUGCAGCACUGUAAACCCUGCAGACCACAGCUGGAGCAGGAAGAAGCACAUCUGUCUCCUCGUCAUGUGCAACUCUGAAUGGCUGUAGUCGCUGUUCAUGAGCAAAGAAAGCUGAUCUAAGGUACAUCAGAAAAUCAGCUUUCAAAUAUUUAGGAAAAAAGUUUAUUAUUAGCAUGUGUGCAUUUCUAAACACAAACAACAGGUUACUAGGUUUGAUUUGCCAUGCUGACACAUUAUGUUUCGCACACAUACAAAAGACCAUUAAAUCUAAAAAUAAUGUAAAAGCAUGAAAAUGUAAGGUGUAAGGCUUUCUAACAAAUGGUGCAGUAUAGUCUGGUCUUUAGUACAGUUACAUAAACAAUCAGAGUCAUUUAGAUGGAAACAAUGUAUUUUUCUUAAAGUUUUGUUAACAACUUGAAGUGCAGAGAUCAGUUCUCUUCAUCUCACUUCAGAAGAGCUUCAAAAUCAUGUUAUUAAAAAUGUCUCCCCGUUUAUAAUUGGAAAUAUAUGAUUGAUU